ACCUCCUGCCUUCUUUUCUUCCACUUGUCUCCUUUCUUGACGGACACUAACAUUCCGUCAACGAGCCCCACGAGCCCCUGCCAUGCCAUGCCAUGCUGUCCGGCGUUCUGGCCCUCGACCCCGAUUCGAAGCCGUCCAGUCAGCCUUUCCCCCGCGUGCAGUGUAACACUAGCCGACCCGCCCCGCGUCUAGUGUUGCAGAUCGGCCGGGGCCGCUCGCUAUCUCGCUCCAUGUACAACAGCAACACGAUGAUCUGUUACAUCGGGGCGUCGACACGGCAAGGUGUCACAGCAGAGGGUGACAGUGCCAUUGCCGAGAGGCCAUGGCUACAAUUGACCACACAAGAAAUUGCAGCUGGGGCUGACCGUUGUUAUCCUGGUGCCUCCCGCUGUUCUCGAUCCCGACAGGCACACACACACGCCCACACGACGCACAUACUACACAGGUGCCAUUCACAGGCUCGCUGUACUACACUGGACACACAGAACACGCAGGCGGCAACGAUUGUUUUCCACCGGUACACAGUGUUUCGGUACGGAGCUGGAGACUGCGAUAUUUAGACUGCACCUCUUCCUUGCUUCUUGUCUGCAGGUGCCAUACCUUCUUCUCUCUUCCUGUGCUUAGUGGCGCUCUGUCUCCUUUGU
Messenger RNA from Pichia membranifaciens NRRL Y-2026, 644 nucleotides. RefSeq lists its product as hypothetical. The transcript has a single exon. Lineage: Eukaryota; Fungi; Ascomycota; Pichiomycetes; Pichiales; Pichiaceae. The record is from RefSeq and is a predicted model, not a curated record. Bases 93 to 560 code for a protein of 155 amino acids.